Messenger RNA from Jaculus jaculus (lesser Egyptian jerboa), 2822 nucleotides. It is a transcript of the gene Foxo6, whose product is annotated as forkhead box O6. The transcript is spliced from 2 exons. Gene Ontology annotation, molecular function: DNA-binding transcription factor activity, RNA polymerase II-specific; RNA polymerase II cis-regulatory region sequence-specific DNA binding. Lineage: Eukaryota; Metazoa; Chordata; Mammalia; Rodentia; Dipodidae. The record is from RefSeq and is a predicted model, not a curated record. Gene Ontology annotation, cellular component: nucleus. The coding region runs from base 305 to 1987 and encodes 560 amino acids. Gene Ontology annotation, biological process: regulation of transcription by RNA polymerase II.
GCGGCGGUGGCGGUGGUGGCUGCAGGAGCGGGCAGGCGGCAGGUGCUAGAAGCCCCGGCUGGGCGAGGUGUGUACCCGCCGGGCUCCCGGGCCGCCGCCUCCUCACUGCUCCCGGUCUUUCCUUCCCUUCGUGCUCUCCAACGCGUCCAACCCCCUGCCUCCGCGCCCCGGCCCAUGGCGCCCCGUGGUUGAGCCGGCGCCGCCAGGGACCCCCUCCCGCGGGCCUCUCCGGGGCGCGCCGAUCCCGGAGCCGCCCACCCUACGCGGAGUCUCCCACCCCUCCUCGCCCGAGCCGGGUGGGACCAUGGCUGCGAAGCUGCGAGCGCAUCAGGUGGACGUGGACCCGGACUUCGCGCCGCAGAGCCGGCCGCGCUCCUGUACCUGGCCCCUGCCGCAGCCAGACUUGGCCGGCGACGAGGACGGAGCGCUGGGUGCAGGGGUGGCCGAGGGUGCCGAGGACUGCGGGCCGGAACGCCGGGCAACGGCUCCGGCGAUGGCCCCGGCGCCGCCGCUGGGCGCCGAGGUCGGACCGCUGCGGAAAGCCAAGAGCUCCAGGCGGAACGCGUGGGGGAACCUGUCCUACGCCGACCUCAUCACCAAAGCCAUCGAGAGCGCCCCGGACAAGCGGCUCACGCUCUCGCAGAUCUACGACUGGAUGGUCCGUUACGUGCCCUACUUCAAGGAUAAAGGCGACAGCAACAGCUCGGCCGGCUGGAAGAACUCCAUCCGGCACAACCUGUCGCUGCACACCCGUUUCAUCCGCGUGCAGAACGAGGGCACUGGCAAGAGUUCGUGGUGGAUGUUGAACCCGGAGGGCGGAAAGACAGGGAAGACCCCCCGGCGUCGGGCAGUGUCCAUGGACAACGGGGCCAAGUUCCUUCGCAUCAAGGGCAAGGCCAGCAAGAAGAAGCAGCUGCAGGCGCCGGAGCGAAGCCCAGACGACAGCCCUCCGGGCGCGCCCGCUCCAGGGCCCCUGCCAGCCGCGGCCAAGUGGGUUGCCAGCCCAGCUUCGCACGCCAGCGACGACUAUGAGGCGUGGGCCGAUUUCCGAGGUAGCGGGAGACCCCUACUCGGGGAGGCAGCCGAGUUGGAGGACGACGAGGCCCUGGAGGCUCUGGCACCGUCAUCGCCACUCAUGUACCCAAGCCCCGCGAGCGCGCUGUCGCCGGCGCUGGGAGCGCGCUGCCCCGGCGACCUGCCGCGCCUGGCCGAGCUGGGAGGCCCGCUGGGCCUGCACGGCGGCGGGGGCGCGGGGCUGCCCGAUGCCCUGCUGGACAGUGCGCAGGACGCGUACGGGGCCCGCGUCCGCGCGGGGACGCCCGCCUACUUCGGCGGCUGCAAAGGCGGCGCCUACGGCGGGGGCUUCGGGCCGCCGGCUCUGGGGGCGUUGCGCCGCCUGCCCAUGCAGACCAUCCAGGAGAACAAGCAGGCCAGCUUCGCGCCGGCCGCCGCGCCCUUCCGCCCCGGGGCGCUGCCCGCGCUGCUGCCGCCGCCGCCGCCGCCGCCGCCCGCACCGAGGCCCGGCCCGCUGCUAGGCGCGCCGGGGGAGCUGGCGCUGGCGGGCGCGGCCGCCGCCUACCCCGGCAAGGGGGCGGCUCCCUACGCGCCGCCCGCGCCCUCGCGCAGUGCCUUAGCCCACCCCAUCAGCCUUAUGACGCUGCCCGGCGAGGCGGGCGCCACGGGCAUGGCCCCGCCGGCCCACGCCGCAGCCUUCGGGGGCCCGCCCAGUGGCCUCCUGCUGGACGCACUGCCAGGACCCUACGCGGCUUCCGCCGCCGGGCCGCUGGGUACCGCGCCGGACCGCUUCCCGGCCGACCUGGACCUGGACAUGUUCAGCGGGAGCCUCGAGUGUGACGUCGAGUCCAUCAUCCUCAACGACUUCAUGGACAGCGACGAAAUGGACUUCAACUUCGACUCAGCCCUGCCUCCGCCGCCCCCCGGCCUGGCUGGGGCCCCACCCCCAAACCAGAGCUGGGUGCCGGGCUGAGUGCCACCUCCUGCGGCCCAGGUGCCCCAGUGCAGUCUCUCGAAGGGGCCUGUGUCUUCCCGUCCUGAUCCCCCGGGUCCCCCACCCCCAGUCCAGCUCCACAGGAGGAUCCCGGAGGCAGCCCCAGCCCAGCUAGCGAUGUCCCUCGGAGUCGACCGCAGAGAGGAGUGGGAGGGGGCAGCCGGGUCAGGAAGCCUGGGAGAGGAGGCUCAAACCCGGCCUGGGUGGGAGUGGAGAGGAGCGCGGCAGGCGGCCUGCUGUGGCUACUGACCAGGGAAGCCACCCAGGAGAUAGGGCGGAGGACAUUUCUGAAUCUUUUAGUUUCAUAAGCGCGGCCUUUGCGAUGACAUGACGCAUAACCCACCCAACUCCAAUCUGAUUCUCAAACGACCCUUUUCCGCAUGGGUGUUAAUCCCAUCACACGAAGCCAGCAAUCCUCGCUCACACCUAUCUGCUGACCAUCUUAUCUGUCCUGCACAAUCCUCCUCCAGUGCUAAGCACUCUCCGGCGAUUCCCCACCCUAGUUGGCCCUGGCGUCUCCUCUCCCCGCCUUCUCGGUCCACCCCCACAUUCCUGCAGUACUGGACGCAGCCUCUCCAGCGGGCCUCAGCUCCGGAUCCACCCUCCCAACUGACACCCCUUUCUCCGUGCCAGUCCUGGCCCCUCUCCCAUAUUUAUAAGUGUCCGAUCGGGGCGGGCGGUGGGCGCGGCGUCCCCGGCGUAACGUAGGCAGUGUACCGUGGCCGUGCCGUCAGCGUGUGCGUGUGUGCCGUGUCAAGGCCGUGUAGAGUGCGUUGUACAGCAUAUUUUCAUGAAUAAAAUUGUUUUAAAUAUU